CUACCGCUGGCUCUAGCUGCAUGCACCAACCAACCAGAGAUAGUUACACUUCUCCUGAACCACCCGGGAAUAAAGAUUGGAGAGCAGGACUCAAGGGGGAACACAGUCCUGCACGCACUGGUCACUAUAGCAGACGACACGGUGGACAACACAAAGGUUGUUACCGAAAUGUACAACAAGAUCCUGAUCGAAAACAAACAGACCAACCUGGAGGAGAUAAAGAACGUAAAAGGACUGACCCCAUUACAGCUUGCAGCCAAACUGGGCAAGUUUGAGAUAUUCAGGAGUAUCCUCGGAAGAGAAAUGAAAGACAAGGAGCACAUGGAUCUCUCUCGGAAAAUUACUGACUGGGCGUAUGGUCCCAUUUCGUCUUCACUCUAUGACAUCACUGGAGUGGACACGUUCGAGAAGAAUUCCGUUCUGAAAGUUGUCGUCUUUAACACAAAGAUCCAGGCAAGCAAUUUCCAAUUAGACACUUCCAGCUUCCAGCUCAUCAUCUCUGCAUCAACAAAGCUUCCUUUGACAGGAAAACAAGUGACGGUGCUGAAUUGGAUUGAAACAGUUAUUUGAAAGACAGGUUAUCUCUCCCCUCACUGAAACCUUUCCCUUUCUCCAAGAACUGAUUUAACCAGCGACACUGAUCGCUGGUUACACAACCUGUCAAAUAGAAUGAUGCACCUUCUGCAUUCUAUUAACUCAUCCACUGUCUAUCCCUGAGAAUACAUUUCCCUCGACACCAUGGGCUCUCACUUUAUGUUGGAACAUUCAAUGUGGCAUAUUGUUAUAUACCUUCCGGAAAUUAGAUUAACUGCCUCCCCAUUAUUCAUAUUAGCUGUUAUUUCCUUAAAGAAUGCUAAUGGAUUAGUCAAACCCUAUUUCCCUUUCACAAAUCCAUUUUAACUCUGUGGGGUUAUGUUAAGAUUUUACACUCCUGCUAAUAAACUUCUUGAAUAGAUUCCGGCAUUUUCCCCAUGGUAGAUGCUGGACUGACCGGCCUGCAGUUUUCUGCUUCAACAAUCUCCUGCAGUUGGAUGGAGGAGUCCGGUUUGCUAGUGACAAUCUGGCAGCACCUUUUCUAAAAUCCAGGGAAUGUUGGAAAAUUAGAACCAAUUCACAGAACAACAAAGAACAAAGAAAAUUUACAGCCCAGGAACAGGCCCUUCGGCCCUCCAAGCCUGAACUGAUCCAA
This is a messenger RNA of Chiloscyllium plagiosum (whitespotted bambooshark), 1189 nucleotides long. Lineage: Eukaryota; Metazoa; Chordata; Chondrichthyes; Orectolobiformes; Hemiscylliidae. The record is from RefSeq and is a predicted model, not a curated record.